GCGCGUCGCCUGCGCAUGCGCCCUGUGUGGCGGGAGGAAGUGGGCGGGGUCAGGCGCGGAGCUCCGCCCACUGUCGGUGGCCGCCGCCGGGGCGCGGGGGGGGGGGGGGGAGGGAGGCGGCGGAAGAUGGCGGCAGCCGCGGCGGCGGCGCUGCGGGCCUGGUUCUGGAACGAGCGUUUCUGGCUGCCCCACAACGUGACGUGGGCCGACCUGGCCGGCGAGCCAGACGGCGGGCUGCAGUACCCGCGGGCGAGCCACGUCCUCUCCGCCUUCCCGCUGGCGCUCGGUAUCUUCGCCGUGCGGCUGUUGUUCGAGAGGUUUAUUGCCAAGCCGUGUGCCAUAAACCUUGGCAUACAAGACAGUGGAGCUCACAGAGCCCAGCCCAACGCGAUUUUAGAGAAAGUGUUUACGUCCAUCACUAAGUCUCCAGAUGGAAAAAGGUUAGAAGGCUUGUCAAAGCAGCUAGACUGGGAUGUUCGAAAGAUCCAGCGCUGGUUUCGGCAUCGGAGGAACCAGGACAAACCCACCACCAUCACUAAAUUUUGUGAGAGCAUGUGGAGAUUUACAUUCUAUUUAAGUAUAUUUCUGUAUGGAAUCAGGUUUCUCUGGACGGCACCUUGGUUUUGGGACACACGACAGUGCUGGUACAGCUACCCCUUUCAGCCUCUAACAUCCAGGCUUUAUUAUUAUUAUAUCUUGGAGCUGGCCUUCUAUUGGUCUCUCAUGUUUUCUCAGUUUACAGACAUUAAACGGAAGGACUUCCUGAUCAUGUUCGUCCAUCAUUUGGCCACAAUUGGACUCAUUACGUUCUCUUACAUGAAUAAUAUGGUGCGUGUUGGAACACUGGUGCUGUGUCUCCACGAUGCAUCUGAUUUCCUCUUAGAGGCUGCCAAGCUAGCCAAUUAUGCCAAGUACCAGCGUCUCUGUGAUGCCUUCUUCAUGCUCUUUGGUGUUGUGUUCAUUGUUACACGGUUGGGCAUUUAUCCUUUCUGGAUUUUGAAUACAACCCUAUUCGAAAGCUGGGAACUGAUUGGUCCCUAUCCUUCCUGGUGGCUGUUCAAUGGCCUUUUGGUAACCCUGCAGAUCCUGCAUGUCAUCUGGUCCUAUCUCAUCGUACGCACUGCCUACAAGGCCCUCGUGCGGGGAAAGGUAUCCAAAGAUGACCGCAGCGAUGUAGAAAGCAGCUCUGAGGAGGAGGAUGUGACAUCCAACAGCACAAAAGGAGUUUUCAGCACUUCGAGCAAUGGCUCCAACCGCAUUAACGGCCACGUGGCCGGCGGGCAGUGGACAGAGGAGGAGUAAGGCCCUGGGUUGGCCUUGAGCAAACACGAACUUGUCUCUGAAUAUUUAGAUGUGUUGAACUCCGCAUUCCCAAGUGAUUUUUAAUCAAGAUAUCCCUUCCCCAGAAACCUCCAGCAAAUCUGAAACGGGCACAAUCCAGACCAGUCAAAGGCUUGCCACGACAGAAGGGAGAAAGCCAAUUACUAGGGCAAAAAGAAAACUGCAGAUUUCACUUUUAAGCCAUUUUGUACUUCAGUCUUAGCCCCAUCGACAUUUGCAGAGGUAUCUUUGUAUGUGACAAACUGGUUUUUACUGGGAUCAACUCAAGGUGGAAUGAGUUUGGCUCAGCUGGCCGCGGUUGGUGAACGUGCUGCCUGGGACAACGGUUCAUUCAACGCAGGCUCGGUAUCGUCUCCUUGGUGCACUCCAUAAGCUGCUCAGAGCAUGGGGAGUGCCUGGUUUUCUGCUCCCCACGUACAGGCUGCAGCAGACUCGUCCCUCUGUGCUACAGCCAAGCUCUGCGUUGCGUUGUGCUGCAACAGGAAUGUUGCUCCAGCUUGUCUCUGGGGUGCUCUGUGCUAAGGAGGCUAUAGCUUGUUAACUCUGCUCUCAAGAGGGACCAGGCCAGCAUUUGCUGCCUCUUCUGGUGCUGAAUGCCCCUCUGAAGCCUCAAUGACAGCCGUCUGAAACAGGGGAGGGGAUUCCUUAUUGCCCCUAAGACAAGUCUCACAAUGUAUACCUUUUAAAUCUUUUUUUCUCUUGCAAGUUGUGGUUUUUGAAGACGUUUCUAGAUCUACUGGAUGCCGUGGGCUGAGCGAGGAACUUGAGGGCAGAUCAGUGCUGGGGGCUGUUUUCAGCUUUCCACAUAAUAAGGGGUUUCAGUCCUGCUCAGCUGGGCUUCAGGACAGAAGUUAGAAUGGCACUGCUCUGAUUCUGCAAUUUUUGUGGAAGAAAUCACUGGGCUGGAAAAGCAGCCACGCUCUGUGGGCUGUGCUUCUUUUUAUACUCGAUGGUACUUGGGGGCAGUGGAGGACCUGCAUGUCAGUCGUGAGCAGAAUUUUGGAAACUUCUUGAGUUGUUACCAUUUUAUACUGUUGUUUACUCUUAUCUCGAUUAAAAAAACAAAACAAAACAAAAAAAAAACCAACAAAGCACUUCAGAAA
Numida meleagris (helmeted guineafowl) is the source of this 2444-nucleotide messenger RNA. RefSeq names its product ceramide synthase 5 (gene CERS5). Gene Ontology annotation, cellular component: membrane. The transcript is spliced from 11 exons. Gene Ontology annotation, molecular function: sphingosine N-acyltransferase activity; DNA binding. Gene Ontology annotation, biological process: ceramide biosynthetic process. NCBI's taxonomy places the organism in Eukaryota, Metazoa, Chordata, Aves, Galliformes, Numididae. Bases 16 to 1302 code for a protein of 428 amino acids. The record is from RefSeq and is a predicted model, not a curated record.